AUCAAUAGAGCGAUAUUAUAACGGGAUUGGGACCAUGCAAAAAUCAAUUUUGCAUUAUGUAUGUCUUUGGCCUUUAAACUUUGUACCCGGUUUAUCGCGAUCGCGUAUCGUGGCUCAGCGCUCUUAUCGUUUCUGUAUCUAGAAUUAUAAACUUUUCAGGUCACUUGUGCCCGGUGUUCUUGUUAUUGAAUUGAAUAGUCUUUCGAGAGCUAAAUUCGGCCAUCAUGGCGGACUCUUUCCCACCAAGGACUUCCAGCUUUCGGUCGCAUUCGUUCAUCAAGAUGCGACCGGUGGCGUCGUCUUCGAAAAUCCAGCGGACCCUGGGCGGGUUGGACCUGAUGGAUGACAUCGGGAAUGAGAUGGAUCGAGGCCGGACAGCCGCCCAGGAGAACAGAUGGGUGUUUGAGGUUGCUUGGGAGGUCGCCAAUAAAGUCGGUGGUAUUUACACUGUCAUCCGUUCCAAGGCUGCGGUUACCAUGGAAGAGCUUGGGGACCAGUGCAUUAUGCUGGGCCCGUACACCGAGGCCACCGUCAAGAUGGAGGUGGAGAUUAUGGAGCCUGAGAACGAAUUGAUAAAAGGCGCGAUGGACAGCAUGAGAUCCAAAGGGAUUAAGGUACAUUAUGGGAGAUGGCUCAUUGACGGGUACCCAGGUGUCGUGCUCUUUGACAUCGGAUCCGGGGCGCAUUAUCUCGAGGACUGGAAGCACAAUCUUUUUGAAAUGUCCCAUGUCGGGAUUCCGUGGCACGACAAAGAAUCCAACGACGCCGUGAUCUUUGGCAAUCUGUGCGCCUGGUUCAUUGCAGACUUCCGAAAGCAGUUUCAAGAGUCCGAGAACCCACUGAUCACAGCCCACUUCCACGAAUGGCUGUCUGGUGUUGGACUCAUCCUGUGCCAUCUCCGCCACAUUGACUGCGCCACGAUAUUCACCACUCAUGCCACGUUGCUAGGCCGGUACCUGUGUGCGGGCAAUGCCGAUUUCUACAACAACCUGAGCACGUUCAAUCUUGACAAGGAAGCAGGCGACCGUGGUAUCUACCACCGCUACUGCAUGGAGAGGGCUGCCGCUACCUUGGCUCACGUUUUCACGACUGUCUCCAACAUCACGGCCGAAGAAAGCCAACAUCUACUGAAGAGACUACCAGACCUGGUCCUACCCAACGGCCUGAACGUCGUCAAGUUCCAAGCAGUGCACGAGUUCCAGAACCUCCACGCCAAGUCCAAGGAGAAGAUUCACGACUUUGUUCGAGGCCACUUCCACGGACACUAUGACUUUGAUUUGGACAAGACGUUGUACUUCUUCACAGCUGGUAGAUACGAGUAUCACAACAAAGGCGCCGAUGUCUUCCUAGAAUCUCUAGCCAAGCUGAACCAUCUCCUGCAGGUUAACAAAAGUGACAUGACCGUGGUAGCAUUCCUCAUUUUUCCGACCAAAACAAACAACUUCAACGUUGAGUCCCUACGUGGCCAAGCUAUCAGCCAGCACUUCAGGGAGACAGUGGCAAACAUCAAGGACAAAAUCGGCAAAAAGAUCUUUGAGUCCAUCCUGAGAGGUGAAAUGCCGGAUAUCGAAAAACUUUUAGAGCGCGCCGACACCGUACAACUGAAACGUUGCAUCUACGCGGCUCAGAGGCCAGGGCUCCCCCCUGUCUGUACGCACAAUGUCACCAACGACGGAUCGGACCCUGUCCUAAGCCACAUCAGAAGAAUCGGUCUGUUCAACAACAGUCACGAUCGGGUCAAGAUUAUCUUCCAUCCUGAGUUUCUCACGGCCACCAAUCCUCUCUUUGCUUGCGACUACGAGGAGUUCGUACGUGGCUGCCAUCUUGGCGUCUUUCCUUCCUACUACGAGCCCUGGGGAUACACCCCAGCGGAGUGCACCGUGAUGGGUAUUCCAAGUGUCUCCACCAACUUGUCUGGGUUUGGCUGUUUCAUGGAGCAGCACGUCGCAGAUCCCACAUCCUACGGUAUCUACAUCGUGGACAGGAAAUUCAAGGCACCCGAUGAGUCCGUCUAUCAACUUGCAAGGUUCAUGUACGACUUCUGCCAGCUGACUCGAAGGCAGCGAAUUCUCCAAAGGAAUCGUACUGAGCGUCUCAGUGAACUGCUGGACUGGAAGAGCCUGGGCAUCUAUUACAGAAAAGCGCGUUACCUGGCUCUCCACAAGACCCACCCGGAAAUAUUUGAGGUUGCAGAUGAGAAUGACGGGAAGAUGACGAUGAGGUAUCCCCGCCCAGCAUCUGCCCCGCCCUCUCCCUCAAGCUCACGGGCAUCGACCCCUCUGCCAUCCACGGAUGAAGAAGAGGACGAGGACUACGAAGACAAAGACAAAGAGGACACGAAAGACAAUUAAGAUUUUGAUGGCUGUUGACCAGUUUAGUGUGAAAAAUUAUAGUAUUUUAAAAAGUAUUUUAACCCUGAAAGAGUUAGGCCUUUUUUGGACCUUUUCGGACUGGGGGAACGAGAUUCCACCCCCUCCAAGAACUCGGCUUUCUCAAACACCAUCUUUUGAAACCUUUACGAGCAUUUUCAGACACCCAUUACUAGUACGUCGGUGAAGUUUCAAUGAAAUCUGAUAUUGGAGUUUGUUGUUAUGGUCAUCUGAGAUUCAUGGCUUUACGUGUGCCGGGCCGCGUACAUUGAACACAUCAGUGGGAUAAUACGACUUCUUGGCCCACCUGUCUCAGGUGUAAAUCAAUAGCCACUUUCAAAAUAAGAUAUGUGAAGCUAUGUUAUUGCAUUGGAAACCUGCAUUGUUGGAUCACCAGGAAAACGGAAAAUCUGUGGGUAUAUUUCAUAGAGUAUUCAUUACCAUAGAUUUUGGCUCGUGUGCGCUGUGCACAUUAAAACCCUCCUAUGCUGAAGUCACUCUUUUGGGGAGUUGGUAAGUCGAACAAACAGAGAUGCACAGCCGUGUCCUGUUGUGCACUGCACCAACAGUCCCUCACAGGAAUAUCAGAUUGCACUUUUGUGCUGCCCAACAACUGUGCUUC
Acanthaster planci (crown-of-thorns starfish) is the source of this 2991-nucleotide messenger RNA. RefSeq names its product glycogen [starch] synthase, muscle-like. Gene Ontology annotation, biological process: glycogen biosynthetic process. The record is from RefSeq and is a predicted model, not a curated record. Gene Ontology annotation, molecular function: alpha-1,4-glucan glucosyltransferase (UDP-glucose donor) activity. Gene Ontology annotation, cellular component: cytoplasm. NCBI's taxonomy places the organism in Eukaryota, Metazoa, Echinodermata, Asteroidea, Valvatida, Acanthasteridae.